This is a messenger RNA of Trichechus manatus latirostris (Florida manatee), 669 nucleotides long. It is a transcript of the gene AMTN, whose product is annotated as amelotin. Gene Ontology annotation, cellular component: basement membrane; cell-cell junction. The record is from RefSeq and is a predicted model, not a curated record. The coding region runs from base 1 to 669 and encodes 222 amino acids. Lineage: Eukaryota; Metazoa; Chordata; Mammalia; Sirenia; Trichechidae. The transcript is spliced from 7 exons. Gene Ontology annotation, biological process: positive regulation of enamel mineralization; odontogenesis of dentin-containing tooth.
AUGAAGACUAUGAUUCUACUGUUUUGUCUUCUAGGAUCAACUCAGUCAUUACCGACGCAGCUCAACACAGCUUUGGGACCUCUUCCAGCAAAGCUUGUUCCGGAUCAGGCAACACUGCUAAACCAACAGCAGCCAGAUCAGGUCUUCCCUUCUUUGAGUCUAAUACCGCUGACCCAGCUGCUCACACCGGGGUCAGAUCUGCAACUGCUAAAUACUGCUACAGGGAUGGCACCUGGUGCCCAGACCCUCCCACUGAACUUGGGGGGGUUGGCUGUACAACAGCAGCUGCAAUCACAAUUGUUACCAAUUAUUAUAGCUCAGCUUGGAGCCCAGGGUGUUAUCCUAAGCUCAGAGGAAUUGGCAGUGGCCCCACAAAUCUUCGCAGGUCUCCUCAUCCAGCCCUUGUUCCCGGGAGCCAUCCUGCCUACCAGUCAGGCAGGGGCUACUCCAGAGGUCCAGGAGGGAAUCCUUCCUGCAGGACAAGCAGGAGUAAAUCCUGCCAUCCAGAGAACCCCAGAAGGUCACCUCCCUACUCCCAGUGGCACAGAUGAUAUGUAUGGAGUGACCACCCCUUCUGGCCUCCAAAGGGGCAUGCAUACCACUGAGGAAACCACCACAGAUUCACCAGAUGGUAAGUUCUCCGAGGCUGGAAAAUGCCCAGGUCCAUGA